GAUAUCGUUGAAAGCUCGAAGCUUUUAGUUCUGCCCUAAUCAGAGUUCCUUCUCCCGGCGGCGACGUAGCUUCGCUCUGUUCGUUCUUCUGCUGCGCAAACUGCGGCUCAUCGGCGUCGAUUCGUACUCCUCUGUUAGAAGGUCAGCCUUCCCUUCUCUAAAUCCCUUAUCGAAAAUUUCGAACCUGUCCAUUCAUGUUCGCCCUCAGGUAAGUGGAGAAGAUCACGAUUAGCUUUAAAAAGGAAAAUGAUGAGUGAUGAAGAGGAAGGAAUAGGAGAAAGUAAUCCAUAUGACAGUGAAAAAAAAUUGAGAGAUGAAGCUUGCCAACAAAUUCUUAGAUUUUUUCGCACAAGUGGCAUUCCCUUUAGUUGUGCAAAAAAUCCAGAGCUUACAAAAAUGUUUGAAUUGGUUGGGAAAUGUGGUUCGGAAUUUGUAUCUCCCUCCUAUCAAAAGCGUGGAAAUUCUUCUCUAAAAAAAGAAAUGAAGAAUACAAUUGAUAUGCUUGAGUACAAAUAUGAUUGGAAGAAACCAGGUUGUUCAAUUAUAUGUGAUGAAUGGAAAAAUUCAAAGGGAAGUUUUUUUUGUAAUUUUUUGGUGAAUAGUCCAGAAGUUACUAUUUUUAUGAAAUCUAUUGAUAUAUCUGGCUUUUCUGAAACAACUGUAAAAGUUUUUGAAGUGUUGGAUGAAAUUGUUGAAGUGGUUGGAGAGGAGAAUGUUUUUCAAGUGAUAACUAAUAAUGAUGCAAAUUAUAAGGUUGCUGGGAAAUUGUUGAUAGAAAAAAGAAAAAGGAUUUUUUGGAGUCCUUGUGUCGUCCAAUUGUUAGAUGGAAUUUUGGAAGACUUUGAGAAUAACUUGUCACAUCAUCAUAUAACUAUUGUUAAAGGUAAAAAGAUUAGUACAUUUAUUUAUUCGAGAACCAUAGUUGUUUCAAUGUUAAGAGAUUUCACUAAAGGCAAGGAUUGGAAUGUACCAACUAUUACUCCAUCUGCUACUUCAUAUUUGACUUUGUUAUAUCUCUUUGAUGUGAGAGACACACUUAUAGCAAUAUUUUCAUCGGAGCAAUGGAAAUUAAAUGAAUUGGCAAAGACAAAAGAGGGAGAAGAAAUACAGCAAAUAGUUCAAGAUUGUGGAUUUUGGCGUGAUAUAGUCUAUUGUCUGAUCUGUGCUCUUCCUAUCAUUGAUGUACUUCUGAAGAUAUAUUAUGAUGAUAAACCAACCAUGGGAUUCAUUUAUAAAGAGAUGAAUCGUGCAGAAGAGAGUCUUCAAUCACUAAAUAAUUUAAAAGGGUAUGAGACUGUUUGUAAAAUACUUGAAGAGAGAUGGAAUCCACUACUUCAUCCACAGUAUAUAGCGAGUCAUCUUUUGAACCCUCGAUUGCCCUACGUUUCCAUUUCCAAGUAUCCUUCUGAAUCUAAUGAGGGACCUUAUGCUUGGUUAGCAAAAUUGAUAAUUGACUACGAUGAUGAUCUAAGUAUGACGGCAGAAAAUCUGAAAGAGAUAGAGCAUCAAAUUGUUGAUUUUUCAACUUCUAAGGGAUUAUUUGGAAGUGCAAAUGCAAUAACAAUGAGACAUAUACUUCAUCCAGCUAAGUGGUGGGAUUUAUUUGGAAAGCAUUGUCCUGUGUUGCAAAGGAUGGCGAUUCGCUUAUUAAAUUUGACUAGUAGCUCUUGUGGAAGCGGACAGACUUGGAAUGCAUAUGAGCAGGUUUACCCAGAGAAAAGAUGUCCCUUGUCUCAGAAGAAGCAGGCUGAUUUGUUCCGUGCCAUUCUAAAUUUUAAAUCAAGCAUUGAACGAGCUAGAACAAAAAAUGUUGAAAGCAUUAAUCCUCAAGUGUUGUCCUCAGAUAACGAAUUGAUUAACUCAAAAGGAUAAGGAAGUUGGUGAAGUAAGUGGAGCAAAGAAGGAUAUGCAAGUGUUUCGUACUUUGGGAGGAGACAGACGGUGCCCUGGGCAACUGCCUCUAGCAAGGAAACCUGAUUGUGCCGUGCCAACCGACAAGGCAUCCGUUGGAGCGUUUUCUGUUGGACACCAAACAAUCUGUAGCCGGAGAUUUACAGGAAAUUAGCUGAAUCUAAAUACUCGAAUUAAAUUUAA
Messenger RNA from Zingiber officinale, 2094 nucleotides. RefSeq lists its product as uncharacterized. NCBI's taxonomy places the organism in Eukaryota, Viridiplantae, Streptophyta, Magnoliopsida, Zingiberales, Zingiberaceae. The record is from RefSeq and is a predicted model, not a curated record. The transcript is spliced from 3 exons. The coding region runs from base 247 to 1872 and encodes 541 amino acids. Gene Ontology annotation, molecular function: protein dimerization activity.